AGCGCGGAGCGGCGACGCGCACCGAGCGACGUUCUCCACGGGCGCGGGGCGGCCCUUCACGGCGCGUCAUAUUUAGGACAAUGAUCCGGCGAAGGGACGGGCUCGCGGACGAAGCGGCGAGGACGUAGCGCGUGCUGUACGCUGCCGUAUUCGAAAUUCGAAACCCGCCUCGAUUCGGCCGUGGCGUGGCGGAGCCAUCGUGGCGAUACUAAUAUGCGAUGUGCUAGCACCGCUGCUACAUGACGUAAGUCACGUCACGGGCGAGUCGGUGCGAGUUCAGUGCGGAAUGGGCGGCGGUAAAUAGAGACGAGCGAACGCGGCGAGUUCACGUCAUAUUUUGCGACGCGGCGGCCGCCGCGAUCGAGCCACGUCAAAACGCACGCGGGGGACUGUGACCUGAAGAAGUGGCCGGGGAAUGGCGAGUCUGACGAGGAAGAUGUGAGCGAAACGCAUGUUCGAGAAUUUAUUGUGUCUGCGGCACGAGAGACCGAGACUGAAAGAAAGGGGGAGGGAGAGAACAUCAGCCAACGUUUUAUCUGUAUUCCCACGAUUUUUAUGAAUCUGCCUGUGCCUCGGUGAGAGACGGACGGACAAGAGAGCGGGAGAGAGAGAGAGAGAGAGCGUCAGACGUGGACAGACGGGAAGCGAGAGAGCGGAAGAGCCAGCGUUGAAAAUGUCAUUUGAGGGGAAAUACAACGCGAAGAGCCCAGCGGUGAAGCGAUUAAUGAGAGAGGCACAGGAACUACACGAGGCUACCGAAGAGUAUUGUGCGUAUCCUUUGGAGGAUAACUUGUUCGAAUGGCAUUUCACGGUACAAGGACCACCGUCUACAGAUUUUGAAGGUGGUGUAUACCAUGGGAGGAUCCUACUACCACCAGAGUAUCCCAUGAAGCCACCAAAUAUCAUCUUGUUAACGCCAAAUGGACGCUUUGAGAUCAACAAAAAAAUCUGCCUGAGUAUUUCUGGCCACCAUCCUGAGACGUGGCAACCAUCUUGGAGUAUUAGAACAGCAUUGUUAGCUUUAAUAGCUUUUAUGCCUACACCAGGAAGUGGUACCAUAGGAGCUUUAGAUUACAGCACCGAAGAACGACAAAAACUAGCUAAAAAGUCACUGAAUUGGCAAUGCGAUACAUGCGGUAAAGUAGUGGACUUGUUGUCCAAGAAUUCUGUAAAAAAGCCCAUCACCGAGGAAGAAGAAACCAUGUUGAAAACCAUCGCUCUGAAGGCAGACGACUCACCUAUUUUGGACACGUUAUUUACGGAUAGUAACACAGAGAGCGUAUCCGAGAGCGAAUUACGGCAUCGUAACGUGGAGACGAAUUUGUCGGAAAACUUAGACCGCCAACAACCUGAUAUUAUUUUAAAUCCUGUAGAGACAAUGUCUUCUUCGAACGAUUUGUUUUGGAGUAUACUUAUUGCCUGUUUAGUAUCGGCGAUUAUUCUCUUGAUACUCCGACGACUAUUUCUCGUUUAAUUUAUUCGUAUGUAUGUAUGUUGUGUUUGCAUGUAUAUACAUAUAUAUAUAUAUAUACAUAUAUUGCGCAUGUAUAUAUGCAUACUAUAUACAUAUAUAUAUAUAUAAAUAUAUAUAUAUAUAUAUAUGUAUGCGUUUGUAUAUACAUGCAAUAUAUAUGUAUAUACAUACACCACGCGCGGCGAAUGUGAUGUUAUUAAAACAAGGUAAAUUUUAUACAUGUUUUGUGGAUAUCGUUUCUAAGCUUACGGAAACAAUCGGAUUCAAACGAUGCACGUAUAUGUAACAUAUUGCAGACUAUCUGCUUCUCAUGAAGAAUGUAACACAUGGCGAAAGUAAAUAAGUAUUAAUAUAUGUUAGUACAUGUC
Molecule: messenger RNA, 1842 nt
Organism: Harpegnathos saltator (Jerdon's jumping ant)
Lineage: Eukaryota; Metazoa; Arthropoda; Insecta; Hymenoptera; Formicidae
Product: ubiquitin-conjugating enzyme E2 J1
Exons: 5
Coding region: 674-1474 (266 amino acids)
Source: RefSeq, a predicted model, not a curated record